AUGGCUACAAAUAUCCAGGGCAUCCGCGAGACUUAUAUUGGAAGCAUUUUAGUCAGCGUCAACCCGUACGUGGAUUUACUCAUUGAUGGUCCUGAAGUCAUGAGUACCUAUAGAACUCAACCAAUGGCUUCUAUGCCUCCGCACGUUUAUGGUGUUGCUGAAGGCAUGUAUCAGAAUUUGCUCCAUGACGGUUCCGAUCAAGUGGUUAUUAUCAGUGGCGAAUCGGGCGCUGGCAAGACUGAAGCCUUCAAACGUAUUUUGCGUUACUUGGCAUCGUCAAGCGAGGGAGACCAAAUAACAUGGGGAUCUGCUGCACAAGGUGUCCUCGAAAGUACCCCUUUGCUCGAAAGUUUUGGAAACGCAACAACACUUCGUAAUGACAAUUCUUCACGCUUCGGAAAAUAUGUUGAAGUGUUUUUUUUAGGCCCAACAAUUGUCGGCGCCAGGGUAACAAAUUACCUCCUUGAAAAGUCGCGAGUCGUUCAACAGGCCGUCGGUGAACGAAAUUACCACGUAUUUUAUCAGCUUUUGAGCAGCCUCGACAGGGAGACUAAAGCGGCCCACAGGCUAACGAGCAUCACUGACUAUGCCUACUUGCAGUAUGGCAAGGCAAGCAGGGUCGAGUCCCGGUCGGAUCCAGAUGGCCUGCACGUUCUUUUAAAUUGCUGGUCGAACCUUCGCUUCACUGGCGAUGAUAUGGAACUCUGUUUGCGAAUAAUAUCUGGAAUUUUACACCUAGGAAAUAUUGACUUUGGUGAAACUGAUGAAGCAAGCUUCAUAAAAAAUCCAGAACUCCUCGAAAUAAUUGCUUCAGAACUCGCUAUUGAUCCGGUCGUACUAAAACUGGUUCUUACGACAAAAGUGACGGAAACACAAAAAGAAAAAGUAAGAAGUCCGGUCAACAAGGUACAGGCUCUGGUAAACAGAGACUCGGUGGCCAAAUCCCUAUACUCUGAAUACUUCGAUCAUUUGGUGGCUGAGCUUAACCUGCGUCUGGCGCCCCAGAAUGCCGACGAAAUGGAUCCGAAUCUUCGCUUGCGGUCUAUCUCCCUACUCGAUAUUUACGGUUUUGAGAAUCUACCGACCAAUUCCCUAGAACAACUCUGCAUCAACUACGCUAAUGAAAAUCUUCAGCUCUUUUUCAAUCGCUAUGUGUUUGAGCUAGAGCAGGCUGAAUAUAACCAGGAGGGUGUCAGUUGGUCGUACAUCAAAUUUCCGGACAACAAGGACAUCAUAAACCUCCUCACUGCGCGGCCGGACGGCAUCAUCCAUAUCCUCAAUGACGAGGCCUAUCUCGGACAGGUACGAGAGUUGGUUUAUUCUAUUAUGUAUUAUGCAUAG
This is a messenger RNA of Dibothriocephalus latus, 1341 nucleotides long. NCBI's taxonomy places the organism in Eukaryota, Metazoa, Platyhelminthes, Cestoda, Diphyllobothriidea, Diphyllobothriidae. The record is from the annotation of a GenBank genome assembly.